Molecule: messenger RNA, 1522 nt
Organism: Lindgomyces ingoldianus
Lineage: Eukaryota; Fungi; Ascomycota; Dothideomycetes; Pleosporales; Lindgomycetaceae
Exons: 2
Coding region: 23-1330 (435 amino acids)
Biological process (GO): maturation of SSU-rRNA
Cellular component (GO): cytoplasm
Source: RefSeq, a predicted model, not a curated record
CCCCCUUCAACCCCCCCCCUAAAUGCCGCCUUACGAUAGCGAGUCUUCCGAUGAGGGCGAGAACUACACCGAAACGAAUGUCCUGCUUGGCUAUGCCUCACAAGAAGCGACAGGGGAUACCAUAUCGCAUCUCGGAGGCUAUCCGACAUGGCUGGACGAGAAGAGCCCUCUCUCUGGUGCCCAAGCAAAAUGCAAAGUGUGCAGCGACUUCCUCACUUUACUCCUCGAACUGAAUGGCGACCUGCCCGAUCACUUCCCAGGCCAUGAGCGGAGGCUGUAUGUCUUCAGCUGUCGACGGAAAACUUGCAGGAGGAAAGAAGGCAGUGUGCGGGGAAUGCGGGGUGUGCGUGUUGCGAAAUGCAGCGGGAGCAGGGGCGCUAAGACAAUUCCCCAGAAGGCAGCCACGAAGGAUGUCAGAGUGGAGACGAAACUACCAGCGAAUAUUGGGGAGGCGCUGUUUGGCGACAAGAAUGGCGGAAGAACCUCGGAACCCGCGAAUCCUUUCGCCAAUCCCUUUACCUCGAACGCGAACAACAUGACCUCACCGAAUCCAUUUUCUUCUCCGCCGUCCGCACUUAACCCGUUUUCUAAACCUUCACCCUCCGCCCCGCCACCUGCCAAUUUAGUCGAGGAUGAAGCCUCCACCACCCUCCCCGAGACCUUCGCGUCAAAAGUCUGCCUUUCCUCCCCACCACCACCACUCGUCCAACCGACCCGCCCGCACGAGCCUUGGCCUGCGCGAUCUUCGCUCCCACCCGCGUACCCCCACUAUCAUCUAGAUGCAGAAUACGAGGCGCUCGAGGCCCAAUCUACACCGCAGAUACCAAACACAGCGCGAAUGGACAUGGACGCGGAAGGCAGCGGAGUGCGAGGGAAGGAAGACAAAGAGGUCUUUGAGAGCACACUCGACAAAACAUUUCAGAGAUUUGCCGAUCGAAUCGGCCAAAACCCGGAGCAGGUGUUGCGAUAUGAGUUCAAGGGCAAGCCGUUGCUAUACAGCGAUGGCGAUAGCGUCGGGAUGCGUCUAGCAGCCCACUCAGAGAGCGGGUCAUCCUCGAAUGCAAGGGUCACGAUAGGCUCAAGAGGUGGAGCGGGCAUCCCAAGAUGCCAACAUUGUGGUGCGGAUAGAGUGUUCGAGGUGCAGCUCACGCCCCAUGCAAUCACUGAACUUGAGGUUGAUGAGAUGGGCAUAGAAGGUAUGGAAUGGGGCACUGUCAUCCUAGGUGUGUGUGAAAAAGACUGCAAGCCAAGCGAUAUCGCCGAUGGCGAAGUGGGAUAUCUUGAAGAGUGGGUGGGUGUGCAGUGGGAGGAGGUUACGUCAAAGAGGUAACUCCUCUCACAUACCUACUUUCUUCACUGUAUUCUGGCAAUGUGGAUUUUAUGGUUUGGCGCAUUCCGCUGUCGAAUGCAGCCCUCAGUCAGUUGUCAGCAUCUCAUGCUACGAUGACAUAACGAUCUAUGGCAUUCAUUGGCAUGAUGAUCUAUGGGAUUAUUCGAGGGCUUUAACUUUCCAAUCUUCCUG